Messenger RNA from Tachyglossus aculeatus (Australian echidna), 1872 nucleotides. It is a transcript of the gene CYTH3, whose product is annotated as cytohesin 3. The transcript is spliced from 13 exons. Gene Ontology annotation, molecular function: guanyl-nucleotide exchange factor activity. The coding region runs from base 81 to 1280 and encodes 399 amino acids. Gene Ontology annotation, biological process: regulation of ARF protein signal transduction. The record is from RefSeq and is a predicted model, not a curated record. NCBI's taxonomy places the organism in Eukaryota, Metazoa, Chordata, Mammalia, Monotremata, Tachyglossidae.
UCGGGGCCGAGCGGCCGACCUGGCAGCGCCGCCCGCCUCAGGGCUCCGGGGGCCGCGGCCGGCUGAGCCUCACGCCCAACAUGGAAGAAAACGGCGGCGACGGUGGUGGUGGGGUACCAGAUGACCUUUCAUUAGAAGAGAGAGAAGAACUUGUAAACAUUCGGCGCAGAAAAAAAGAACUUAUUGACGAUAUAGAGAGGCUAAAAUUUGAAAUAGCGGAAGUGAUGACGGAGAUCGAUAACCUAACGUGUGUAGAGGAGAGCAAAACUACCCAGAGGAAUAAGCAAAUAGCUAUGGGAAGGAAGAAAUUCAACAUGGAUCCUAAAAAGGGGAUUCAGUUUCUUAUAGAGAAUGACUUGCUGCAGAGUACCCCAGAAGACAUAGCCCAGUUCCUUUAUAAAGGGGAAGGACUAAAUAAAACGGUAAUCGGGGACUACCUUGGUGAAAGGGAUGAAUUUAAUAUUAAAGUUCUUCAAGCCUUUGUUGAACUCCAUGAGUUUGCCGACCUCAACCUUGUACAGGCCUUAAGGCAAUUCCUGUGGAGUUUCAGACUUCCAGGAGAGGCUCAGAAAAUUGACCGGAUGAUGGAAGCUUUUGCUUCACGCUAUUGCCUGUGUAACCCUGGAGUCUUCCAAUCUACAGAUACAUGCUAUGUGCUGUCUUUUGCAAUCAUUAUGCUAAACACCAGUCUCCACAACCACAACGUGAGGGAUAAACCAACGGUGGAGCGAUUUAUAUCUAUGAACCGCGGCAUUAAUGAGGGCGGGGAUCUCCCCGAGGAGUUGUUGAGGAAUUUAUAUGAAAGCAUUAAAAAUGAGCCAUUUAAAAUUCCGGAGGACGACGGGAAUGACUUGACACACACAUUUUUUAAUCCGGAUAGAGAAGGCUGGCUACUGAAAUUAGGAGGAAGAGUGAAAACCUGGAAGCGCCGGUGGUUCAUCCUGACAGAUAAUUGCCUGUAUUACUUUGAAUACACAACAGACAAAGAGCCUAGGGGGAUUAUCCCUUUGGAAAAUCUGAGCAUAAGAGAAGUGGAAGAUCCACGAAAACCUAACUGUUUUGAGCUCUACAACCCAAGCCAUAAGGGACAAGUCAUUAAAGCCUGUAAAACAGAGGCGGAUGGCCGAGUGGUAGAAGGUAACCAUGUUGUGUAUCGAAUCUCUGCCCCUACACCCGAGGAGAAGGAGGAAUGGAUCAAGUCGAUCAAAGCGAGUAUCAGCAGGGAUCCUUUCUACGAUAUGUUAGCAACGAGGAAAAGACGAAUCGCCAAUAAGAAAUAGCUCUUCCCGGCCGGAUCAGGGUCUGCACUAGUCCCGUGACAUUUGACCAGGUAGGGAGAAAAAUCACAUCACCAUGGGCAGAAAGCAAUUGGAGAACAUGAUUCGCUAUUUCAUCGGUGAAUGGACAAACCAAACUCCCCACCGGAAAACCUUCUUGAGAGACCCCUGCUUGGGAGAGUGAUAUUUUGCUUACAGCAUUGGAGCAAGCUUCCUGGGGGGUAGCUGCACUGGAAUUAUUAUUUUAAUUUGCUAAACUGAAGACAUGGAAGCCUUAUGUGUAUUUUGGGUUUUUCAAUCCGUCCAUGAGAGGAAAAAAAAAAACCAGUAACAACUGAUCAGGCUAACAUACAAUAGGAAAUAUCCCUUCCUGUUUGUUGAGCAUAUUGCCCAGCGCAGGAGAUGUCAGAAAAACAUUCUUUUAGUGAUUUUUACUUAACAAAAGUGCUUCAUACUAAGCCUUCAAAACUGGUGUACGGUAUAGUUCAAACUUCGUUUUCUGAAUGUAAAAAUUUUUGUCAUUACCAGCUGUAAAACCCAUAAUCAUUAGCAGCAGGGGGCCAAACCCAUCAUGUCAUAAAAAAGUGAAAAUCUA